Messenger RNA from Plenodomus lingam JN3, 1926 nucleotides. RefSeq names its product Cell death protease (gene KEX1). Gene Ontology annotation, cellular component: trans-Golgi network. NCBI's taxonomy places the organism in Eukaryota, Fungi, Ascomycota, Dothideomycetes, Pleosporales, Leptosphaeriaceae. The record is from RefSeq and is a predicted model, not a curated record. Gene Ontology annotation, biological process: apoptotic process; proteolysis. Gene Ontology annotation, molecular function: serine-type carboxypeptidase activity.
AUGGCCUCGACAUAUUCUACGCCGCGGUGGCGGACGGCGCUCCUAGGCGGCUUCCUGACGACGUUACCGUGGCUUUCCAGCGGCAUGGCGGGAAAGACGCAGGCUGACUACUUCAUCAAAAGCCUUCCCGGCGCGCCCGAGCCCUUGUUGAAGAUGCAUGCAGGACACAUUGAAGUCGACGCAGAGCAUAACGGCAACCUCUUCUUCUGGCACUACGAGAAUCGUCACAUUGCCGACCGCCAGCGGACCGUGCUUUGGCUGAAUGGCGGGCCGGGCUGCUCGUCCAUGGACGGCGCGUUGAUGGAGGUUGGGCCGUACAGGGUGCAGGCGGAUGGAAAUCUACAUUACAACAACGGCUCGUGGGAUGAGUUUGCGAAUUUACUAUUCGUCGACCAGCCAGUGGGAACAGGCUUCAGCUAUGUCAACACCGACAGCUAUCUCACCGAGCUCGACCAAAUGGCCAACCACAUGGUCAUCUUCCUGGAAAAGUGGUUUGGUCUGUUCCCAGAGUACGAACACGACGAUUUGUAUAUUGCGGGUGAAUCGUACGCUGGACAACACAUUCCAUAUAUUGCCCGCGCAAUCGUAAAGCGGAACAAGGAGCAAGGCAAGACCCCAUGGGCACUCAAGGGCUUGCUCAUUGGAAAUGGCUGGAUCUCGCCCGUCGACCAAUACCUUUCUUACAUCCCUUAUGCCUACCAAAAUGGCCUCAUGAAGGCAGACUCGGACAUGGCGAAACGCGUUGAAAACCAACAGAGAAUCUGCAUCAAAAAGCUCGAAGACGGUGGCAUGGACGCGGUCGACACCAAUGACUGCGAACAAAUCAUGGUCAACAUUCUCGAGGAGACCAAGGACAGAAAAGCCGACCGCAUGAACCAGUGCGUGAACAUGUACGACAUUCGCCUGCGAGACGACGCGUCCUGCGGAAUGAACUGGCCCCCGGAUCUUGCGUCGGUCACCCCCUAUCUACGCCGUCCGGAUGUCAUUCAAGCACUUCACAUCAACCCAGAUAAGAAGACAGGCUGGCAGGAGUGCAAUGGAGCUGUCUCUGGACACUUCCGCGCGAAAAAGAGUGAACCCUCUGUCAGAUUUCUGCCUGAGCUCAUCCCAGAAGUCCCCACUCUGCUCUUCUCCGGGGACAAGGAUUUCAUCUGCAAUCACAUUGGCACAGAAGAAAUGAUCAAGAACAUGCAGUGGAGCGGUGGAAAGGGCUUCGAAGUCACCCCGGGUGUCUGGGCGCCCAAGCAAGAUUGGACGUUUGAGGGAGAAGCGGCAGGAUCAUGGCAGGAGGCGCGGAACCUCACGUAUGUGGUCUUCUACAACUCCAGCCACAUGGUUCCAUUCGAUUAUCCAAGACGUACACGCGACAUGCUGGAUCGCUUCAUGGGCGUUGAUAUCGAGCAGAUUGGCGGCGUUCCCUCUGACAGCCGCAUCGAUGGCGAGAAGGGCCCCCUGACCAGCGUGGGCGACCACCCAAAUUCUACAAGGGCCGAGGAGGACAAGGCUACCGAUGUCAAGCAAGCCGAAUGGAAGGCCUACUACCGCUCCGGCCAGGUCGCUCUCGUCGUUGUCGUCAUCGUCGCCGCCCUGUGGGGUAUCUUCCUCUGGCGCAGUCGUCGUCGCCACACCAAGACGGCCUACCAAGGUGACGACGGCGACGAGGGCCGCGAAUCCCUCCUCACCGGCAUGGGUCUCGACAACUUCCGGCGCAAAGAGCGCAGGUCCGACUUAGAAGCCGCCGACUUUGACGAGCGCGAGCUCGACGAUUUAGACGGCGCGUCCAAGAAGCCGGGAAACGGCUACGCGAGCCUGGGCUCCGAGAAGGAGAGACAGUCGCACAACGACUCGACGUUUUCGCUUGGCGGCGACAGCGAUGAUGAGGCAGGGUCGAGUGAUGGGCCGAAGAGGAAGGGGGGCUCGUCGUGA